GACACAUUUUGCCUUUUCCUUAAAUUAAUAGGAACAUAUUUUUCUAUCAAACAAGUAGUUAUAUACUGUACCAAAACUACUUCAAAUGUUUUGCUCCUUCUUGAAGAUAUAGUUCUCGAUAUUAAGUCUGGCAUUUUGCACUUCUUAUCUAUUAUAACACCACCUAAGCCAAACUUUGACAUUUUAAUUGCUCCCCUGUUUAGACUAAAAAGACUCCUCAACCCCCAUGAAAAUCAUAUUCUCUCUCUUCAUCAUCUGCCUGUCAUGUCUCUCUGUGAACUCAGAGUCCAUCAACCGUUCUGAUUUUCCAGAGGAGUUCAUUUUUGGAACUGCUUCUUCAGCUUAUCAGUUUGAAGGUGCUGUGGAUGAAGGAAACAAGGGAAUUAGCAUAUGGGAUACCUUCAUCAAAAGACCAGGAAGAAUACUGGACUUCAGCAAUGCAAACACAGCAGUUGAUCAAUAUCAUCGUUUCCAGAGUGACAUAGAGUUGAUGAAGAAUAUAGGAAUGGAUGCCUAUAGAUUUUCAAUAUCCUGGACACGAAUAUUUCCAAAUGGAACAGGGGAACCAAAUCCAGAAGGAAUUGAAUACUACAACAAUCUCAUAGAUGCCUUACUAGAAAAAGGUAUUCAACCCUAUGUCACUUUGUUUCACUGGGAUCUACCACAGACGCUUGAAGAUUCGUACGAGGGAUUUUUAAGUAAACGAAUAAUAAAGGAAUUCGAACGAUAUGCUAUUACUUGUUUCAAAGCUUUCGGGGAUAGAGUGAAGCAUUGGAUCACCUUUAACGAGCCUCACGGUUUCACAAUUCAAGGUUAUGAUUUGGGAAUUCAAGCUCCAGGAAGGUGCUCUAUUCUAUUGCACUUGUUCUGCAGGAAAGGAAAAUCGUCCGUCGAGCCUUAUAUCGUAGCACAUAAUAUUCUGUUGUCUCAUGCUGCUGCUUAUCGUGCUUAUAACAAAAAGUUCAAGGCAAGUCAACGAGGCAAAGUGGGGAUAGCAUUAGAUUCUAAAUGGUACGAGCCACGUUCAGAUUGCGAAGAGGACAGAGCUGCUGCAAGUAGAGCGAUGGAUUUUGGACUUGGCUGGUUCCUUGAUCCACUUCUCCUGGGGAAUUAUCCUCUUUCAAUGCAGAAGUUGGUGGCUGAAAGACUACCCAAGAUCAGUCCUGAGGAGUCAAAAAUACUGAAGGGAUCUAUUGAUUUUCUUGGCAUCAAUCACUACACAACGUUAUAUGCGCGGAAUGAUAGAGCAAGGAUCAUGAAGUUUAUGAUGAACGACGCUUACUCUGACUCUGCUGUAAUAACUACCGCUUUCAGGCACGGAGUCGCAAUUGGAGAAAAGGCUGCAUCUGGUUGGCUACGCAUCGUCCCAUGGGGCAUUCGGAAGUUAAUGAAUUACAUCAAAGAUAAAUAUGGAAACCCUUUGGUGAUGAUUACUGAAAAUGGUACGGAUGAACCUAACAUAUCCCAUAUAGCGUUAAAUGAUGCAUUACAAGAUGACAGGAGAAUAACUUACCAUAGAGACUAUCUCUCAAAUCUCUCUGCUGCCAUAAGGGAAGACAAUUGCAAUAUCAAAGGUUACUUUGUUUGGUCCCUACUUGAUAACUGGGAAUGGAACUCGGGUUAUACAGUACGGUUUGGAUUAUACUAUGUAGACUUCAAGAAUAAUCUCACAAGGACACCAAAGUCCUCUGCUAAAUGGUUCAAGAGCAUGCUGACAUCGGAGAGAAAUUUGAACAGCAUGCUGACAUCAGAGAGAAACCUGAAGACACAAUAAUGAAAUAUGCUGUUCAUUUGAAUUCGACGAUAAGAUGAUACUAUAAAAUUUGAUCUAUGUACAUUAACAUCAUUGCUUGUACAUUUUGUGCCAUAGAAUACUGUAAAAUUUGAUCUAUAUACAUCAAAUUCAUAGCUUGUAAAUUUUGUACCAUAAACAUAAAAUAUAAAUGUUCAAUAGAAUACAAAGGA
This is a messenger RNA of Lycium ferocissimum, 1965 nucleotides long. Its product is annotated as putative beta-glucosidase 41. Gene Ontology annotation, molecular function: beta-glucosidase activity. Lineage: Eukaryota; Viridiplantae; Streptophyta; Magnoliopsida; Solanales; Solanaceae. The record is from RefSeq and is a predicted model, not a curated record. Bases 227 to 1774 code for a protein of 515 amino acids. Gene Ontology annotation, biological process: carbohydrate metabolic process. The transcript is spliced from 13 exons.